AUGCCCUUCCUGUGGUGUGGAUCUCGACAGAAAGGCCAGAAAUGGAAACAGAUUGAAGAAGCAGCUGCAAAUCUAGAACAGCUGCCAUCGUGGACUGCUCCAGAUAACUCGCUCAUACUACAAGCCUUUGAAUGGCAUGUUCCCGCCGACCGGCAGCAUUGGCGCCGUCUGCAGAAUGCCUUGCCAGAGUACAAGGCCAUUGGCGUUGAUCAGAUCUGGAUUCCUCCUGGAUGCAAGGGAAUGGAUGCCAAUGGUAAUGGCUAUGACAUCUAUGACCUAUAUGAUCUUGGGGAGUUCGAUCAGAAGGGUGCAGUCCCUACGAAAUGGGGUACCAAGCGCGAACUUGAAGACCUGAUGUGCCAAGCGCAAAACUUGGGCAUUGGUGUAAUCUGGGAUGCUGUCCUCAAUCAUAAAGCUGGAGCCGACUAUCCAGAGUCCUUCCAAGCUGUCAAGGUAGAUCCUAAACGACGAGACCUGAACAUAUCUAAGCCGACAGAAGUCAAUGGCUGGACAGGCUUUGACUUCGCCGGUCGCAAUGACAUGUACAGCUCAAUGAAGUACCACUGGCAACAUUUCAGCGGUGUCGAUUGGGACGACAAGAGCAAGCAGAGUGCGAUCUACAAGAUCGUCGCAUCUAACAAGGAUUGGGCGCAAGAUGUCUCCACCGAGUAUGGAAACUAUGAUUAUCUGAUGUUCUCCGAUCUGGACCUUGCACACCCGGAAGUCCGCGCAGAUCUUCUGCAAUGGGGAACGUGGAUCACCAAAUCCCUGAGCCUCAAUGGAAUGCGACUUGAUGCCGCCAAGCAUUUCUCAACCGAGUUCCAACGCGCCUUCGUGCAAUACGUCCGGAAAACCGCCAACCCGGACUUCUUCGCGAUAGGAGAGUUCUGGACUGGACAUUUACCGUCUCUUCUAGGUUAUCUCGAGCAGGUGGAGUACGAUCUCAUUGCAUACGAUGUACCUCUCCUGGAGCGGUUCUCCAAGUUGUCCCAUGCACAGGCACCAGACCUUCGCGGGAUUUUCAAAGAUACACUGGUACAGUGUCGGCCGGACCACGCUGUGACCCUUGUCGCCAAUCAUGAUACGCAACCAGGACAAAUGCUUGAGACCCCGGUAUCACCAACCUUCAAAUUACUAGCAUACGCCCUGGUCCUCCUCCGCAAAGACGGUCAGCCAUGCGUAUUCUACGGUGACCUGUACGGUAUCCGAGCAAAUGUGGAUAGCCCAAUGACACCAAGUUGCAACGGCCACCUGCCCGUAUUAACGCAAGCCCGCAAACUCUACGCCUACGGCGAACAGCAAGAUUACUUCAACCAACCCAACUGCAUAGGAUUCGUUCGCUACGGAAAUGCCCGUCACCGAUCCGGACUUGCGUGCGUUAUCAGCAACGCUGGUCCGGGCGCGCAGCGCAUGUAUGUUGGUCAACAGCAUGCACAUGAGCAAUGGACCGAUAUUUUACAUCCCAACAUGAAACCUGUCAUUAUCAACAAGGAUGGCUAUGGAAAUUUCGGUGUUCAGAGGAUGAGUGCUAGUGUCUGGGUUGAUUCGGCUACAGUACACCGGGAUAAUCUCAAAAGGGACUUUAAUGUCAAUAUCUACGAUAACUAA
Molecule: messenger RNA, 1608 nt
Organism: Penicillium crustosum
Lineage: Eukaryota; Fungi; Ascomycota; Eurotiomycetes; Eurotiales; Aspergillaceae
Product: alpha-amylase
Exons: 8
Coding region: 1-1608 (535 amino acids)
Biological process (GO): carbohydrate metabolic process
Molecular function (GO): hydrolase activity, hydrolyzing O-glycosyl compounds; calcium ion binding
Source: RefSeq, a predicted model, not a curated record